GAAACAUGUCUGAGUUUUGGCUUAUUUCGGCCCCUGGCGAUAAGGAAAACUUACAAGCUCUGGAGAGGAUGAACAGUGUAACCUCAAAGUCCAACCUGUCCCACAACACCAAGUUUGCCAUCCCUGACUUCAAGGUUGGGACCUUGGAUUCCCUUGUUGGUCUCUCUGAUGAGUUGGGGAAACUCGAUACCUUUGCUGAAAGCCUCAUAAAGAGAAUGGCGCAGAGCGUGGUGGAGGUCAUGGAAGACUCCAAGGGCAAAGUCCAUGAGAACCUCCUGGCUAAUGGAGUUGACUUGACAUCCUUUGUGACGCACUUCGAGUGGGACAUGGCCAAAUAUCCUGCCAAGCAGCCACUGGUGAGCGUGGUGGACACACUGGCCAAGCAACUGGCACAAAUCGAGACAGAUCUGAAGUCCCGCACGGCCGCAUACAGUGUUCUGAAGGCCAACCUGGAGAACUUGGAGAAGAAGUCCACGGGGAACCUCUUCACUCGGACACUGAGCGAUAUCGUCAGCAAAGAAGACUUCGUACUUGAUUCAGAAUAUCUCAUAACCCUUCUGGUCAUCGUCCCCAAGUCAAGCUAUGCACAAUGGCAGAAGACAUAUGAAUCCCUAUCAGACAUGGUCGUCCCACGGUCAACCAAACUGAUCGCCGAGGACAACGAGGCUGGCCUCUUCACCGUGACCCUCUUCCGCAAAGUGACUGAAGAUUUCAAAGUUAAAGCAAAAGAAAACAAGUUCAUUGUCCGGGAAUUUUACUAUGAUGAAAAAGAAAUUAAAAGAGAAAGAGAGGAGAUGACCAGGUUGCUGUCUGAUAAGAAACAACAGUAUCAAACAUCCUGUGUUGCUCUUAAAAAGGGAUCAGCCACCUACCGGGACCACAAGGUUAAGGUAACCCCGCUAGGUAACCCCGCUAGGCCCGCUGCGGGGCAGACCGACAGAGACAGAGAGAGUGAGGGCGAGGGCGAGGGACCUCUGCUGCGCUGGCUCAAGGUGAACUUCAGUGAGGCCUUUAUUGCCUGGAUCCACAUAAAGGCUCUGCGAGUGUUUGUGGAGUCUGUGCUCAGGUAUGGGCUUCCAGUAAACUUCCAGGCUGUGCUUCUACAGCCCCAGAAAAAGUCAGCUACCAAACGCCUGAGAGAGGUGCUCAAUUCAGUCUUCCGGCACCUGGAUGAGGUUGCUGCAGCAAGCAUACUGGAUGCCUCUGUGGAAAUCCCUGGACUGCAGCUCAGUAACCAGGACUAUUUCCCGUACGUGUACUUCCACAUCGACCUCAGCCUCCUGGACUAGGUGGCCAGCCUGUGUCACUGCAGCCUACCUUGCUCACAGCCAGACGACCAAGUCCUGCAGGAUCCUGACUCACGAAAAACUCAAAGACGUUAGUUAGAGUGUAUUUAUUUUUUUAAGUUACAAUAAAAUGCUCAGUUCUGAGGC
Molecule: messenger RNA, 1433 nt
Organism: Cricetulus griseus (Chinese hamster)
Lineage: Eukaryota; Metazoa; Chordata; Mammalia; Rodentia; Cricetidae
Source: RefSeq, a predicted model, not a curated record